This is a messenger RNA of Onychostoma macrolepis, 5821 nucleotides long. It is a transcript of the gene ppp1r37, whose product is annotated as protein phosphatase 1, regulatory subunit 37. The record is from RefSeq and is a predicted model, not a curated record. NCBI's taxonomy places the organism in Eukaryota, Metazoa, Chordata, Actinopteri, Cypriniformes, Cyprinidae. Bases 976 to 4107 code for a protein of 1043 amino acids. Gene Ontology annotation, molecular function: protein binding. The transcript is spliced from 13 exons.
GGCUGAAAUCUCCUCGCGCUCCCUUCCCGCGGUGAUGACGUAUCCGUGAACAGUCAACAGACACACACACGGUCGGUCCGGACUGGAGCUAUACCGGGGCCAAUAAUUUUCUCUUUUUUUCUGCUGUCUGUGCGUUUUGGCGAUCUGUUUAACAUCAUUCAUACCGGGCGGCCGGAAUAGAGUGUUUACACGGAGCACACGACGCCGUUUGUGGCGGUUUUUGUGGAUGAGAGCGCGCUCUGGAGUGUGACGCCUGUUUUUAUUUGUGUUCACUGCGACACGGAAAGUGACAGUGCAGGAUUCAUCGUCCUGACAGCUUAAAGACACGACUGGAGCGAUACACAUGCUAUUGCACUUUAGAUCAUUGGCUUAAAGAGUCAGUUUUAGUACUUUAGUCGUCUUGCUGUAGGAGAGCAGGCCAGUGGAGAAAGCCUAAUCAUCAUCAUAAUCUUCAUCGUCCCACGCCUGGUUUUUACAGUCCAAUGUUUCAGAUUUAAAUACAUCUGUCAGUGCUUAACUUAUUCUUGAACGCGAUGAGAGGAAAGUAACAGUGUUAUUGGUGGACCUUAUGUUGUCAACCUGAUGUGCAUGUGAGAUAUUCUCUUUUAAUGUGGAUGAAACUGAUACAGAUCGACUUUGGAAGAUGUUGUAGGUGUUUACAACUUUGUUAGGAACACAGGAUUGCUAAAGAAAAGACUUAAGACACAGGGUAGAGUGAAUUGCCUUAUGCAAUCCUUUAAAUCAAUACUACAGCGACCGUUUGAAUGAAUUGAGGUGCGUAAAUAAGUUAAGGACCACCAUUUAAAGCUAUGAUGUGAACUUUUAGUACGCUAUGCACUUAUUAAGGAGAUAUUGAACUGUUUCUCCCUGGGUUUGCGAGGAUAGAACUGCAUUGUAGGUGAUUGAGGGAACUUCUGUUGGUUUUUAGUGCGUGACAGGCAGUGGCGUGUGCUCCAGCUCCCUGGAAAUGAGAAAAUGAAUUGCGAGGAGCAAGCUGUAGAUUUGUGCAAUGCUAUAGAUUUGUGCAAUGUGUCUGACAACACUAAAUCACACACGGCGGACGAAAUCCUUCCCCGUGACGGCCUCCUGCCAGGGGAUGGAGAUCAGGGGGAGCGGGACGCUGCUGUCCUGUCCAGGUUAAAAGAUGUCCAUUCGAAGGACGAUGCUUCCACUGAGCUCAAAGCACCGCAUAGUAAAAACAACGGCUCCAUUGCCGUGUCAGCCGACCCUGUUAAUGGUUCUGCAGGCGAUCUGCAACAGAACGAGGAACCGCCAGUGAGCAAGUGCUCUGUUGGAGAUGGUGGGGGUGGUGAUGAGAAUGAUGAUGGUGAGAUGGAUAUCGGUGUGGAUUUAAGUCUGGAUGAAAAUGGCGUUUUGGAAUUCGAGCCAACGGCCCAAAGUGAGGAAAGUGCCUCUAGUUGUGAGAACUCUCUAACACCAGAAACUGUCAUAGAACUGCAUUCACAGCAACCUCCGGAAGAGCGCAGUGAGGAUGUGCCCUCAGAAACCGCGUCAGCGGCUACAACACCAGGCAGUGGAUCCGGGAGUAAGCACGGGUCCAAAAGGGUGACCUUUCCGUCAGACGAAGACAUCGUCUCUGGUGCGGUUGAGCCGAAGGACCCUUGGAGACACGCCCAGAAUGUGACGGUAGAUGAGAUUCUGAAUGCCUACAGACAAGCAUGCCAGAAGCUCAACUGCAAACCAAUCCCUAAAGUGCUCAAACAGAUACAGGACUUAAAAGACCUGACACAGCGAAACGAGUGCCUAGAACUCAAAGGAGAGAAGCUGGACUAUAAGUCGUGUGAAUCUCUGGAGGAGAUCUUUAAGAGAGUGCAGUUUAAAGUGGUGGAUCUGGAACAGACAAACUUAGACGAGGAUGGAGCGUCCGCUUUGUUUGAUAUGAUAGAGUACUAUGAAUCUGCCACUCAUCUCAAUAUAUCCAGCAACAAGCACAUGGGCACACGCGGCUGGCAGGCCGCCGCGCACAUGAUGAGGAAGACGAGUUCUCUGCAGUACCUGGACGCCCGGAACACCCCGCUGCUGGACCAUUCGGCUCCGUUCGUGGCCAGAGCUCUGCGGAUCAGCGGCAGUCUGACCGUCCUGCACCUGGAGAACGCCGGCAUCUCAGGACGACCUCUCAUGCUGCUGGCCACAGCACUGAAGAUGAAUAUGAACCUCAGAGAGCUGUAUUUGGCCGAAAACAAGCUGAACGGUCUGCAGGACUCGGCUCAGUUGGGGAAUCUGCUGAAGUUCAACUACAACAUCCAGAUUCUGGACCUGAGAAACAAUCACAUACUGGACUCAGGGUUGGCGUAUAUAUGUGAGGGUCUGAAGGAGCAGAGGAAGGGUUUGGUCACUCUGGUGCUCUGGAACAACCAGCUCACACACAAUGGCAUGGGAUACCUGACCGCCGCUUUGCCUUUCACUCAAAGUUUGGAAACACUGAACCUUGGUCAUAACGCAGUGGGGAACGAAGGAGUGCACAAACUAAAAGACGGACUCAUAGCAAACCGGUCCAUCCUCAGACUGGGUCUGGCCUCGACCAAACUCUCCUGUGAAGGAGCGGUGGCUAUCGCAGAAUUCAUCGCUGACAGUCCGAGGCUCCUCCGGCUGGACAUGCGGGAGAAUGAAAUUAAAACCGGAGGCCUCAUGGCUCUCACGCUCGCCUUUAAAGUCAACACAUCGCUGCUCCGACUAGACCUGGACCGAGAGCCCAAGAAAGAGACGGUGAAGAGUUUCAUUGAGACGCAGCGCGCCCUGCUGGCAGACAUUCAGAACGGCUGCAAGAGGAACUUCAUCCUGGCCAAAGAGAAGGAGGAGACGGAACAAAAGAUGAGGCAGUCGGUUUCAAUGGCCGAAAUCGCCACAGAGGACCAAACUCAGGAGGAUGAAGAUGCAUCUGUUGAGAAAAUCGAGGAAGAGAACACCGCAGGUCAGGGAGACGCAACCGAUGAGGGUAGUGUAUCUGACGGCCAAGAGGUCAAAGAUCAAAAACCGACACUACAAGACGACUCGGACUCUGACACCGAGGAUGAGGACGCAGCCGAGGAGCCAGAAGCUUCUGCAAACACCACACCUCCCGUACUGAUUCCUGCAAUAAGCGCCUGUAAGGCCGUGGCCUCGGCACCUCCUCCAGCAGAAUCUCCAGCGGGAAUAACGGUGACCGAAGCCAGCGCUGUCCCCGGAGCCCCAGCAUCUCCUGGCCGUUGCUUUUCGGUGUCUAGUCCCGGCAGAGGACACAAAAUCUUUAUGGUAACCCGUGUGGAAAGCCCUCCGGAGCAGCAACAGAUGACUGCAUUGGUGAAAGGUUUCAGCGAGAGGGCAGCAGAGAGCCAAACAUCCACACAAACUAAUAUAAAAGCACCUUUAGAUGCACCUUCUAACCAAACAGCAUCUGAGCUCAGCACGUUAACAUCCCGUGCAGAAACAACACCAGCACCUGUUCAACCGCUCUACGCCUCUUCACUUGCGGAUAAGCAGGAGAAAGUAAAGGAGUCUCAAGCUUCACCCUCAGAAAUCGAACAGGAACCUGCUACGCCAUUUGAAAGCCAGAAGGACGCCGUCCUUGCCGAUCAGACUCACUUAGAGCAGCAGUUGACUGUAAAUGCAAACACAGAGACAUCGCAAAAUGUAAGCGAGAUGGACCAGAUGUUCUGUUCUCACACGGAGCACACCCAAACAGAGCCGUCAGUGUCAGGACAAUCCCGAGAUGAGACGCUAAAGCCAAAAGCCGAACCAUGUCCAGAACAGCUGCAGGAGGUUCAGCCUGGUGCUAACGGAGAAAAACAAGAGCAACAGGCCUCUCCGCUGCAGGAGGUCACGAGAGGUCACGAACCCCUCGAUGAGGAAAACUGCAGUGCUCGGGCGGGAUCUCCUGACCAGAUCUCCACAGAAGAAGCUGAAGGUCAUCCCGCUGUGAAUACAGGAGCAGCGCUGCCCAAUGGGCUGAAGCCAGAAUUUGCCUUUCACCUGCUUGAACCCGAGGGACCCAAACCUGCCAGCUGCAUUAUGGAGCAUGUGAGCGUGACAGCAGAGCUGAGCUGUGGGCAGGAUUUAGAGGAGCUUCUCCUUGAUGCCAGUCUGGACACCAGCAGAGAUGCACCGUAAUGCUGUAACCAAGGAUCCACACAUGCAGAGAGAAUCAGAAGGGCCGGUUUGUUCUCGUCACACGGCAUCCGCUCAUAUUCCUUGGGUCUCUUUCAGUCUUUCUCAUGUCUUUUCCACUAAUUUUCCAAUCGUUGCAUCAGAACACAGAGGACUCAUCUUCCCUCCAGUGUCCAACUUUGAUUGAAAUUAGGAAAAUCUCUUCUGCGAUUUGCCGUAAAGUUGUAUGUUCGCACAGUUACCAAAGACGCAUAUGCAGAGAAACACACACACACACACUAACCGGCGACCUCCUUCUGUUCCUCACCGUUACGCUGUCGAUUGUGGCGUCUCACCGCAGUGCUGCUCUCCGCCGCCCCCUGGUGGACUGGAGGUUGUAAUGCAGUACAGAGACUGACCGGCUGGAACAUGCGAAGACAUUUCAUUGGUUUUGGCUUUCCGAUAUGGUCAAGUGGGCAGAUGUUGUUUCGCAAGAGCAUCGUUGCGAGUCUCUGUGUGUGUUUGUCGUUAUUAGUGUCUCGUUAACACAAAAAAAAAAGACUUGAGAUCUGCUUUCCGUUGGUUCCUGCUGCUCAGGAAUUGGUCAAAACACCCACUUUUGAUCUCAGAUCUCACCAGGUUCCCUUCAUCAACCAGCACUUCUGAAAGCCUCUGAAACCUGCGUGAAUGUGUGGAACAAUUUAGCGACUCAUCUGAAUGAUUCGGACAUCUUCGUCCUCGGCGAACGAACGAGCUGUACAAUUCUCACUCUCUCUUAACAUCUCAAACACUCAUUCUGUCUUCCAUCGGUAAAACCCUGUGUCACCGUACGUACCCAUCCGAAGACAGGACAAGACACGUUUGCCUUUAAACCUUUUUUCAGCUCUUUAUUCUGGCUGCUUGGCUGAAUCAGUUUGUAUUUAUUUUUAAACAACCCGAGUCUGUUGUGUGAUAUUUUUUUUCUUUCUUUCUCUCCCCUCUUCAUGUUCCCAUCUUUUUUUUUUUUUAAGCUGUUGUUGUGGGAUUUUUCCCCCUUUGGUGUAUAUUUUCAGAUUCUAUAAAGAGCAAAUAUUAAGUUUAAAGUUUUUCUAUUUUGAUUGGUGGGGGUUUGGGAAAGGGAGGGCUCUGUGGAUUGAUAUAUAUAUAUAUAUAUAUAUAUAUAUAUAUAUAUAUAUAUAUAUAGAUAUAGGGCUGGAGCUCUGGGAGAGUAUAUUAUGUAAAUCGGGCGUGAGUUUGGGCGUGAAAUAAGGCAGUCGGAGUGCCAGAGCACAAGACUUCAUGAAGAAAACACUACGCUUGUGUGAAGCUACUGCCGCUGGAGACACUAGAGACUACACUUUACCUCGAGAGACGUCGCCAUCGUCAGACAAACGUGUGAUUCUAGGGCAAACGAGAAGCUUGUGACAUUGAAGCGAGGCUUGAUCUGAUCAGUGUAGUACUUUCCACCAUUCCAGGCUCUGUGGUUGGUGCUUUUCAGUUUCUCUCUCUCUCUUUACCGUCUGGUUGAUGUCGACUCUGACGUCUAUCUGCCAGGCUUCAGAGAAGCUUUGCCUCUACAUCCAGAUUGUCUUUGACCUUGAAAUCAACACUUCUGUGCUGCCCCCCCAACCCGAUGUUUGUAAUGCUUUAUUUUUAGUAAUUUUUAAAAUUACCUGUUAAAUUAAUCGAACUGUAAUGGUAAACACAAAGAGAUGUGUAUGGCUUUUCCCUCUCAAAUAAAUGCAUGUAAUGACAAAAA